AUGGUAAGCACAGCGUCAGGUGUGAGAGUCAUCGUCAAAGGCGGUGUCUGGAGAAAUACGGAAGAUGAGAUCCUGAAAGCGGCCAUCUCCAAGUAUGGAAAGAACCAAUGGGCCCGUAUCUCCUCCCUUCUAGUCCGCAAAACCCCCAAGCAGUGCAAGGCGCGAUGGUACGAAUGGCUCGAUCCCUCUAUCAAGAAGGUCGAAUGGUCCAAGACCGAGGACGAGAAGCUCUUGCAUCUCGCCAAACUCAUGCCCACUCAAUGGCGUACCAUCGCCCCCAUUGUUGGCCGAACCGCCACCCAAUGUCUUGAGCGCUACCAAAAGCUCCUAGACGAUGCCGAGGCCAAGGACAGCGAGGAGUUUGGUAUGGGCGCCGGAGAGGACGAGGCGUCCAAGCCUGCUGCCGAUGCACGAGGACUGAAAGCGGGUGAAAUUGAUACCGACCCCGAGACGAGACCCGCACGACCGGACCCUAUCGACAUGGACGACGACGAAAAGGAGAUGCUGUCUGAGGCGCGUGCGAGACUGGCAAACACGCAGGGAAAGAAGGCAAAGAGAAAGGCGCGUGAGAGGCAGCUGGAGGAGGCGCGACGUUUAGCGUUCUUGCAAAAGAAGAGAGAAUUGAAGGCGGCGGGUAUCAACUUGAGAGCAAAGCCCAAGAAGAAGGGAAUGGACUACAAUGCCGAUAUCCCCUUUGAGAAGCAGCCCGCUCCUGGAUUCUACGACGUCACGGAAGAAAACGCCAAAGUUUACUCUGCCCCUGUUGGAUCUUCCCUCCGAGCUCUUGAAGGGAAGCGUAAGCAGGAGCUGGACGAGAUCGACGAGAGGAAGAAGAAGCAGAAGAAGGAUGAGGGAAAGGGCAACCAAACUCAGCAAUUCGUUGCCGCCCGAGAAGCUCAGAUCAAAAAGCUCAAGGAGCAAGAGCAAGUCAUCAGACGGCGAAAGCUGAAUCUCCCUGUGCCCCAGGUCGGUGAGAGGGAGCUGGAGGACAUUGUCAAGAUCGGGCAGGUCGGAGAGAUGACGAGGGAGCUUGUUGGGGAUGGCAAUGCGGCCACGGAGGGACUGUUGGGAGAAUACGAGGCUUUGGGUGCUGCCAAGACUGCAAGGACGCCACGAACCGCUCCUCAGAGAGACAACAUUAUGGACGAAGCGAGACAUCUUCGACAAUUGACGUCUGCCCAAACCCCUCUUCUCGGCGAGGACUCGACUCCCUUCCAGGGCGGGCGUGCAGGUACCGGUUUCGACGGUGCUACCCCUCGUCACUCUGCCGAGGCGACUCCCAACCCUCUCGCUACCCCUGCCCACGGCAACGUCCUCGGUCCCUCUAGAACCGUACCUGGGUCCACUCCCAUGCGAACUCCCCGUGACAACCUCAGUAUCAACGACGAUGCUUCCAUGUACGGCGAGACACCCAUCAGCGAAAAGCAACGUCUGGCUGCGUCAAGGAGGGCUUUGAAGGCGGGCUUUGCGUCGCUUCCCAAGCCAGAGAACAACUUUGAGCUGGCCGAGGAUGAGGAGGAAGAAGAAGGUGACGAGGAGGUCGAGCUCUUGACGGAGGAGGACGCUGCCGAGCGGGACGCCAAGAUGAAGGCGGCGAGGGAAGAGGAGGAGCGAAGAGAACUGGAAAGGAGAAGUUCAGUCGUCAAGCUCGGUCUGCCCCGACCAAUAAAUAUCAACCUUCAAAACGUCUUGCGCGAGCUCAACUCUGUCGAAGAAGCCAUCGACGCUGAACUCGCCGACGCUUUCCAACUCGUCAACCUCGAGGUCGCCUUGCUCAUGCAGCACGACUCUAUCGCGCACCCUCUCCCCGGCACAUCCAUCCCUGGCGGUACCCCAUCAGAUUACGACAUGCCCGAGGAUGAGUUUGUGGCAGAGGCGAAGAAGGCGGUGCAUGCAGAGUUGGCUGGUGCUAUGGGUCUGCCGGGAGCGAGUGAAGAACAAUUGAGGCUUGCUAUCGGAUCUUCUGCCGAAGAGGAUGAUGCUGCCUUUGCCGAUGCUUGGGCCAAGCAGCGCGAAGAGCUCAUCUACUCGCCUUCUACCCGCAAAUGGGUCGAAAAGGCCUCCCUCUCCCCCGAACAGCUCUCCGCCGCGUACACCCACGCCAUCUCUGCCUCCCGCGACCGCGUCAUCGCCGAAGCUACCAAAGCCGCCAAGGCCGAAAAGAAGCUCGGCAAGCAGCUUGGUGGUUAUCAGGCCAUCAACGGCAAGGCGAAGAGAGGGAUCAGCGAUGUGUUGGAGGAGAUUCAGCAGACAAAGAGAGAGUUGGAGACGUUUUUGAUGCUCAAGGGGAUCGAAGAGGCUGCGGCGCCGGCGAGGCUGGAGAAGGCGAGGGAGGAAGUUCGCGUGAUGGAGAGGAGAGAGAGGGAUCUGCAGGCGAGAUAUGCAGAGUUGAACGACAGAAGACGGGCGGCGCUCGCUUCUAUCGAACAGCUCGAAGAAGACAAAAUCGUUCUUGCUGCCCAGGCCGAGCUCGAAGCCCAAGGAGGGGAGGUGGAAGGAGAUGCUGCCAUGGACGGGGGAGAAGCAUGA
Molecule: messenger RNA, 2529 nt
Organism: Cryptococcus amylolentus CBS 6039
Lineage: Eukaryota; Fungi; Basidiomycota; Tremellomycetes; Tremellales; Cryptococcaceae
Product: pre-mRNA-splicing factor CEF1
Exons: 5
Coding region: 1-2529 (842 amino acids)
Biological process (GO): mRNA splicing, via spliceosome
Cellular component (GO): spliceosomal complex; Prp19 complex
Source: RefSeq, a predicted model, not a curated record